This is a messenger RNA of Chironomus riparius, 711 nucleotides long. The record is from the annotation of a GenBank genome assembly. Lineage: Eukaryota; Metazoa; Arthropoda; Insecta; Diptera; Chironomidae.
AUGAAUCACAGGAGGGAAGGAACGACCAGAGAAGGACCGAUCAUAAAUCACAAUGAAAAAUUGCUGAAUGACAGUUUUAAGGAACUAAUGUACAAUGAGACAAUUGAGCAGAUCAUUAGUUAUGUCUUGAAGAGCAUCAACAUGACGGACAUUCAACAAGACAUAUCAGAACUUAAAGAAUCCAUCGCAGGAAGUCAAGAAUCGAGAAUUAAGUUGCGAUAUUUAAUUUUCACACUUAUCAGUUUGUCAUUGCUGACUUAUUUGUGUUCCUUUGUCAUCAUUUACUAUCUGUAUCCAAAAACUGACUCAAUAAUCAGCUCUCAAUACGUAAUCGAAAAUGCAACUCAACUCGAAUCGCCAUGGCUGACAUUUUUAUCAGUCUAUGACCUACCAUGCGCCGAAGCUUUGGUUAAGAAUCAAUUUGUUGUGACCGCCGCUCACUGCUUCGACACACUAAAAUACGAUGAUUUCAACAAAGAGAAACGCCUGCAAAGUGUUGUAAAAAUAAAACUCGGUGAAUGGAAAACUGAUAGAGAUCCAGACUGCAAUGAAGACAUCGAUAAGGAAAUUUGUGAUAAUUUUAUUGAAAUUCCCCCCAAAAAUGUAAUUGUUCAUGAAGAAUACGGAAAGUUGAUAGGCAUGAACGAGCAUAAGAAUGGCAUUGCAAUUAUUAAGCUUUCAUGGCCACCAAGAGAGUCUGAAUUGAUUUAA